AUGGACAGACUGUUGAGUUGCGGCAAGAGACGACAGGCUAUGUUCGCUGAUGGAGAUAUGCACUUCUCCCUUCCCGUUAACGACACCCAGUUCCUGUUCGGACAGAGCCCUCAAUCUGCGCCGAUAGAUGAUAGUUUGAAGGCCUACGGGCCAGAUGAUCAUCUUGUCCUUCUCAUUCAAGGUUUACGUAUCUGGUCGAGAGUUCACACUUGGAUCGCUGAGGGCGGAAGAAGACAGCCUGGCAUGACUGAACCAGAGCAGUGUCCGUUCAAUGAUACUUCGGGUUGGAGUAAGAUGAAGCAGGACUUGAUCAAGUGGCGAGAUUCUCAGGAUACGCUGAUGAAGUAUCCUGCUACGAAGGUAUCGGUACAUGCUCAGCGAGGACAGGCUGAGAGGUUUGGAUACAUCAACUUGGUCCACUACGUCAGUUUGCUCUUCCUCUGCCGUGAAUACAUCCCCUUCAGCCCAGUAGACGAAGUCAAACCCCGCGGCCCCAUCGAACCACCACUCCUCAAAGCCCGAGGCCCCGAUUCAUUCUGGCUCCAAAACGUCUUCGAUCUCUACGACGCAGCAUCCCAAAUAUCCUCUCUCCUCUCCGAUCUCGAACACGUCGGCUGUCCCAUCCGCACCCCCUUCUCAGGCCUAUGCGCCUUCUCCUCCACUCUCUGGAGUAUAUACGGCGCAGCGUUUCCCAACUUCAUGGGCUUCACGCCAAGUCAAACCGCCGACGCAGACGCCCAAGCUGAAAGGACUAUGGCUGUUUUAGUGAGAAUAGGCAAGGUUUGGAGAUUGGCGGAGGAGUGGAUUGAUGUUUUGAAUACGGCCAAGAGUAUCAUGACGAGGGUUAGUGAGGGGCGGAGGGUUAAGAGGUCGAGGUAUGAUUAUCCCGAGUUGGAGGAUUCUAUUCAUCUUGCGCCGUUGCAGGGGAUGCCGAGACAGACGUUUGAUAGGCCGGCGGGGUUGGUGUCGGCGGAUGAUGGGUCGAAGUUGCAUCAGCUGGUGGCGAGUGAUGCUGAGCAGGGUUUGGAUACAGAUGGGCUCGUGUUUCUGGAGGAGACGAGUGGGAGUGAGUUUGUGGGUGAGGAUUGGUGGAGAUUACUGUCAUUCUGUGAUGAUCCGCAUCUCUUGUCGACGAGUAUGGAUAAUAUGGGUGACGAUAACGUAGCUUAG
This is a messenger RNA of Fusarium musae, 1170 nucleotides long. RefSeq lists its product as uncharacterized. Lineage: Eukaryota; Fungi; Ascomycota; Sordariomycetes; Hypocreales; Nectriaceae. The record is from RefSeq and is a predicted model, not a curated record. Gene Ontology annotation, cellular component: nucleus. Bases 1 to 1170 code for a protein of 389 amino acids. The transcript has 2 exons.